Messenger RNA from Sorex araneus (European shrew), 929 nucleotides. RefSeq names its product mannose binding lectin 2 (gene MBL2). Gene Ontology annotation, biological process: surfactant homeostasis; positive regulation of phagocytosis. The record is from RefSeq and is a predicted model, not a curated record. Lineage: Eukaryota; Metazoa; Chordata; Mammalia; Eulipotyphla; Soricidae. The transcript is spliced from 6 exons. Bases 51 to 824 code for a protein of 257 amino acids. Gene Ontology annotation, cellular component: multivesicular body; rough endoplasmic reticulum.
UUCAACCUCCUCCCUCACCCGCAGUCAUCUACCAGAGAGUCCACUACCCUAUGGCUCCUUUCUCUGCAGAAGCUCCAGCAAGGACCACGAUGCUGUUUCCACUCCUCCCUCUCCUUCUCCUGAGUGUGGUGGCGGUGUCCUGCUUAGAAGGCCCUGAGACAGUCCCAAACACGUGUCCUGUCAUGGUCUGCGGUUCUCCAGGUGCCAACGGCUUCCCUGGAAAAGAUGGGCGUGAUGGUGCUAAGGGAGAAAAGGGAGAACCAGGUGAAGGGCUCAGGGGCUUGCAGGGCCCUCCUGGAAAGAUGGGGCCUCCAGGAGCACCAGGGCUCUCUGGGUUACCAGGGCCAGUUGGCCUAAAAGGAGAACCUGGAAAGUGUACAGAUUUCGAUUGUGAAUUAAUAGUGUCUGAAAAAGAAACUUUACAAAAAGAAUUAGACCGCAUCAAAAACUGGAUAAUCUUUGCUUUGGGGAAAAAGGUUGGGAAGAAGUUCUUCCUGACCAAUGGUGAAACAAUGAGUUUGGACAAAAUCAAGGAUCUGUGCAAACAUUUCCAGGCCUCUGUGGCCGUCCCCACAAAUGCUGCAGAGAACCAAGCCAUCAAGAAUCUAGCCAAAAAAGAUGCCAUCCUGGGCAUCACAGAUGAGGAGAACGAAGGUCAAUUUGUGGAUCUAAAAGGAAAUGCACUUACCUACCAAAAUUGGCGAAAUGGAGAGCCCAAUAAUGCAGAUUCUGGGGAAGAUUGUGUCUUACUCACGGAGAAUGGGAAGUGGAAUGACAUAUCAUGCUCUCACUCUGGUUUGGCAGUAUGCGAGUUCCUUCUCUGAAGAGGUUUUCGUGUUAAAGUCAAGCUAGACUCCUGACUGGUGAUGUGCUCUCAGAUUCUUUAUUCACUGAAACAAUUCAUGUAAGAUUAUACCUUAAAAAAUAAA